AUGGCAUCUCCGAUUGUCCACCCCAUCUUUGAGCCUGUCACGGGCACCUGGCAAUACAUUAUUGCUGACCCGUCCACCCUUGCCGCCGCCAUCAUCGACCCCGUGCUUGAUUUUGAACCCGCCCGCAAUACCAUCUCCACGGCCACUGCUGAUUCGUUGCUCGAUAUCGUCGUCCACAACAACUACAAAGUUGGUUAUCUUCUCGAGACACAUACCCAUGCAGACCAUCUGUCUGCUUCCCGGUACCUCCAGCUCAAGCUCGCGCAAUCAACAAACCCGAAAACAGGGAUUGGCAAGCGCAUCGUCCAGGCCCAAACCACAUUUGCCCAGAAAUACGGAGUCGAACAAUCCGAACUCGAAGAUGUUUUCGAUUUUCUUUGGGAGGAUGACCAGACUUUCAGAAUCGGUGACUUGGAGGCAAAGGUGGUCCAUCUGCCUGGCCACACGCCUGAUCAUGUUGGAUAUUUGAUUGGCGACAACAUCUUUUGUGGCGAUUCUCUGUUCCUCCCUGACGUUGGCUCAGCCCGUUGCGACUUCCCCGGAGGAGACGCUGUCCAACUGUUAGUGCAACCCUUUGCUCCUUUUCUCUGUUGUCUUUGCUUCUGCUUCUUCCCUCUCAUCAAGCCUUUCUCCCGCCCCUUCCCCGUGUCCUUUCACUGCUCCUUUCCUGUUGUUCCAGUUGUACCUCACUUGCUCCUUCCCUGUUGGUUCCCUGCUCGCUACCACUCAGUCCAAACCCUCUUCUCCCUCCCCCCACAUCACAAGAUCUACACAGGCCACGAUUACCCAUCCGGCGACCGCAGCGACCCAGUCCCUUACACGACCGUAGCCGAGCAACAAGAACGGAACAAACACCUCAAGAUUGGCACAACACAACAAGAGUUUGUGAACUGGAGGCAGGAGAGGGACUCGGAGCUUGGGGAGCCGAGGUUGCUGCACCAGAGUCUGCAGGUUAAUAUCCGAGGAGGGAGACUGCCGAGGAGUGGGAUGUUGGUUUUGCCUUUGAAGGGGGCCAGGGAGGUGGGGGGUGUGAAGCUUUGA
Molecule: messenger RNA, 1041 nt
Organism: Podospora anserina S mat+
Lineage: Eukaryota; Fungi; Ascomycota; Sordariomycetes; Sordariales; Podosporaceae
Exons: 3
Coding region: 1-1041 (346 amino acids)
Biological process (GO): glutathione metabolic process; hydrogen sulfide metabolic process
Molecular function (GO): sulfur dioxygenase activity
Source: RefSeq, a predicted model, not a curated record